CUGAGGUCUUCAAUCGUGAUAUUUUUCUCUACAGCUCCAGAUCCUCUUCUAUGGCAAGGGGUGGCUCCAGGAAAUUCUCAGGAACACAUGGAAGGACAUAACGACCAAGAGUCUAAGGAAGUAAACAAAUUUAGCUGGAUACAUCGGCACCCUUCAAAUUACCGAGACUGUGCUAGAAAGGAAUGAAAGUUACUGACAUGAGUAUCAUUUCUACUUCCAAGGAGAUAACUGCACGGUUGUACAAAGAAAUACAUUCCCAGGAAAUGGCCUCUAAAUCUUGGCUGAAUUUUUUAACUUUCCUCUGUGGAUCAGCAAUAGGAUUUUUCUUAUGUUCUCAACUCUUGAAUAUUUUGUUGCAAGAACAGGCUGACGUUCAGCCUAACAUGCUUCAUAAUGAUCCUCAUGCCAGACAUUCAGACGACAGUGGACAUAAUCACCUCAAAGGACAGAUGGACUUCAAUGCAGAUUCUAGCCAACAUAAAGAUGAGAACACAGACGUUGCUGAGAACCUCUAUCAGAAAGUUAAAGUUCUUUGUUGGGUUAUGACAAGCCCUCAAAAUCUAGAGAAAAAGGCCAAACACGUCAAAGCUACAUGGGCCCAGCGUUGUAAUAAAGUGUUAUUUAUGAGUUCAGAAGAAAAUAAAGACUUCCCUACUGUGGGGCUGGAAACCAAAGAAGGCAGAGAGCAACUGUACUGGAAAACAAUUAAAGCGUUUCAGUACGUACAUGACCAUUACUUAGAAGAUGCUGACUGGUUUAUGAAAGCAGACGAUGACACCUAUGUCAUACUGGACAAUCUGAGAUGGCUUCUAUCAAAGUAUAACCCUGAACAGCCCAUUUACUUUGGGAGAAGAUUUAAGCCCUAUGUGAAGCAGGGAUACAUGAGUGGAGGAGCAGGAUAUGUCCUAAGCAAGGAAGCCUUGAGAAGAUUUGUGGAUGCAUUUAAAACAGAAAAAUGUACGCACAGUUCCUCCAUUGAAGACUUGGCCCUGGGAAGGUGCAUGGAGAUUAUAAAGGUAGAAGCUGGAGAUUCCAGAGAUCCCACUGGGAAGGAAACCUUCCACCCCUUUGUACCAGAACACCACUUAAUCAAAGGCUAUCUGCCAAAAACAUUUUGGUACUGGAAUUACAACUACUAUCCUCCCGUAGAGGGUCCUGGUUGCUGUUCUGAUAUUGCAGUUUCUUUUCACUAUGUUGAUUCUACAACUAUGUAUGAAUUAGAAUACCUCGUUUAUCAUCUUCGUCCAUAUGGUUAUUUAUAUAGAUAUCAACCUGCCUUACCUGAGAAUAUACUAAAAGAAAUUAAUCAAGUAAACAAAAAGGAAGAUACAAAAAUAAAAUUAGGCAACCCCUGAAAGCAGACCAGGAGUGGACUGUGGUCAAAUGGUCUACAUUGCACUGAAGGACUCCUGCCUUUGUGACAGAACACUGAAAUCCCAGUGAGGAACUCAUCUGAAGUGGACAUUCCGUAUAGAAAGUUUUCAAAUGGAUGACUAUAAACUGAAGCAUUUAAAGAGCUGUGAAGUUUGCUAAAAUGUGUUUUGAUACAGUAAUAUAUAAAUAUAAAUAAAUCUAUAUGAAGAAUUUGUGUUUUUAAAUGGUGACAGAAGAGCUAGAAAGACUGACUGUUCCUGACAGUGUAUGUGGUUUUCCACUAAAGUUGGUUAGUUUGUAGUCACCUUCUGUACCACACAAGUUAGAACACACUGCUGAACAGAUCUGCCUUAAAAAAGAAAGAAAUACUAUUGCUCAGUAUUGUUUCUCAGCUAAUAUGUAUAUGCUACAAACCAGCCUUCCAAUUGCUGGAUGAAAACUUAUAAUUGGCAAUGUUUCCGCAAGAAAAAAUAGAGUAAAAAUGGCACUUACCCCAAAGUGCACUAAUGAACCACAUUUCUGAUAAUUAUGGGCCUUGACUGCAUUCCAUACUUAGUUCUCUAUAUAAUCAGUCUUACACCAAGUCCCCAUUGUCUCUUUUUGAAAUGUUUGACUCUUGAAUACCAUUUUCAUUAUUAAUACUUAUUUACUCAAAGCAUUGGCAGCAUUCUGUAAAAUAAUGCAUUUUUAAAUAUUUUGUUCCCAGAUUCAUCCAUUGUUAAUUGUAGGUAACAGUUGAAUUUAAUGCUGCUUGGACAAACUUUUCUUGUAUUGGCACCACGCUCAGGAACUAUUGAUUAUUUAGAAGUCUUUCCCAACUACAUAAUUGUUUCUUCUAUUUUCACCCUGUGGAGAUGAGACUUGUUUGUGCCUUUCAUAACUUGUUUAAAGCACUUUUAAAAUUAAUUUUUAUGUCUGAUGUGACAGGUAACACCGUCAAAAAUUUUUAAUUGCAGCUUUUGGCCAGAAUAAAUCUAAAACAUGAGCAAGUAAAGGGUACUUAGAGAAGCUAAAACGUCGAGUGCUUUGUUUAGAAAUCCGGACAUAUUUCCUGCUGACUUCUGAUUUGGGGAUAGGUCCUGCCAGCAGUAACUCCGUCAGAGCGAGCAGAGUCAGCCCCGUUCAGUCUGCUGUCAGGUAGUCUGUACCACUCCAGAUUGACUGGCUGCUUAAAGAGCUUCCGACAGGAUAGAACCUUAACUUUUUUGUGUCAUCAUCAACACUGAAUGUAGAGCAGAAUAUUUUACAGAUUUCCUAUAAGAUUGUUUUUAACUGUUAAUGAUUUACAUUUCCUCAUGCUAAUUUUGCCUGAUCAAUACACCACUGAGUCUAUAUCUUGGCUAAAUAAUAAAUAUAAUUUAUACUUAUGGUGCCAAAAUCAUAACCUUUAUAGGUGAUCUGCUUGGCAGGAUAUGUAUUUCAUUGGCUAGUUAUGGAUUACGCUGUCCCUGUAAUGAAACUACAAAGUCCAACUUACAGAUUUAAUUUGGUUUACGUUGUUCUUAUGGUGGUGCCAUCUACCAGUAUCCUACUUUCUAGUCUGCUUUUUGCACAGCUCUUUACCAUGGUUUGGAUAUGAAUUUGUCUGUAUUCCAUAUGGGCUACUCUUCUUUACUAGCAGAGUAAAUGAUUUAUCAUAAUCAUCCAAAAUUCUUAACAUUCAUUCAUAGCAAGUGAACGCUGCAAUGAAUCCUGGGCUGCAAAGCCAGGCAGCCUGGCUUUUAAGUUCCUCCUCCAUCACUAUUUAUGUAACCUUGAACAAUUACUUAAUUUCUCUGUGCCUCCAUUUCCUCAUCUAUAGAUUAGGGAUAAUGAUACUACCUACCUCACAGGAUUUUAAUGAGGAUCAUAUAAAUGAAUAUACAUAAAGUUAUUAGAACACUGGCUCAGAAAAGGGCAUGACUUUUAAGUAUACAGUUUUAUUCUGUUACCUUGGAGUGUAAGUAAUUUGAUUUAGAUGGAUGAAAUUAUCAACUGAGAUCUGAAGAAAUGGUUUGCACAUUUCUUACAAUAUGUAAUAUGUAGUAUUCAUCUAGUACCUGCUGUGUGCCAGAUGCUGGUCUUAUUCUGUAUGUUUGUGUUAAUCCUUAUAAUUGGGUGUUAGUCCCAUACUAUAGGUGAGGAGACUGAGGCUCAAAGAAUUCAAGUAAUGUUUCCACUGUCACAAAGCUAGUAAGUGAGAAGGCUGGGAUCUGUAAUCAAAACCUGUGUGUUGUUUGUAUUAUGUUAGCCUUAGGGUUAGUCACAUGAGUAUGUGGAAUAAUUACACACACAUACACGUAUGAAUAGUACGUAACUUCUGGAACUUUUGGCCAGCAAUAGUAAACAUUGGUCAGACAGCUAAAUGGGCAUGCUGAUUGUUAAAUUGUGAUUCUCGUACUCUAGCUAUAAGUUUGUCGAGAUGAACAUCUCAAGGUUUGAUUUUUAGCAUGGGGCCCUAGAGUAUGCAUUCUUACCAGAUGACUUCUAGUGAGAAUUAUUAAAGUAGCACUGCCGAGAGCUUGUUGGAGCUUGUUCUUCUCUUCACCCCAGCUCAGACCUAAGUCAGUUUGGUUUGAAAAAGCUCUGAAGGUUUAUUUUACUAAUCCUAUGUUGAGAACCAUUGCCUGUUUACCUACACGAUUUUGGUGCAAAUAGUCUUUGGAACACACUCAGGAUUUCUGCCCAGGAGAGAGGCAUUUUUCAAAGACUCUGAAAUAUGUGUUAAAUCAGUGUAGUCCAGGAUCAUACUAUAUUAAAAAAAUCUUAUAAAGUUUAAUGGGUCCAUGCAUCAUUGGUUUUGGCAAAAUUCUUCCCUUCACUCUAAUUGUUAUUACCAGGACCUUAAAAAAAAUCUAUAAUUCUACAAGUUUAGUCAUUUCACACUGAGUAGAAAGGGUUCAGUGAGUACUAAUAUGUACAUAUGAAUUCAUUAAAACAUAUGUAAAUGAAUAUCAUGAAAAAAAUGUCCACUAGUUACUGAAAUUUCCAAUAGAAAUAGAAAAAUGCUACUUUAUAAUAUGCCAAGUAUUUUCUGCUAAUUUAUAUUGUCAGUAUAAGUAAGUUUUGUCACUUUCAAAACCUAUGUACCUAUCCUGUGAUCUAAUGAAGCAAAAAAAAAAAAAUUCUCCCAAAUAUUUGAUAGAGCACAUAAAACAAGAUUUUAUGGUGAAAUGAUUAAUUCACUAUCUUUUAGAUAAAGAUCUCUGUCACAUGAAUAAUUGAUUGUAGUGUGGUUUCAAGAAGACAUAAGACUUUUAGUAAAGUCUUAUGUUAUCUAUUAAUAAUAUGCUUGUGUUUUUCUAGUGAGCAGCUCAUAGAUACGAAGCAGGUUUUUACCCCAGAGUUUUGGCUGUUUGAACAUAUCUAAAUUUCACAGAUCAGUUUGUUACUACAAAAGGAUUCAAAAAUAAAUCACUGACCAGUUCAUACUAUGUCUUGAAUAUGGUAAUUGGGUUUGAGCAUUACAGUGUUUGCUAACUGGUUGUGUUCAUAGUUGUUUUUUGAGGUUUGCUUUGUUUUUUGUUUUGUUUUUACACUCUUAGCCUGUCAAACUGUAUUGCUAGAUUGAGGCCCUGUUAUACUUGAAAGACAUCUGCACUUGGUUUGUCAGAUCCUACCUAGCUUUGUUCUUGCACUUUCAGUUUCAUUCUGUUUUUGAUAGUUCCUUCAUGCUUAACUUCUAGUUACUUGGAGUAGUUGAUUUGGGUGAUCAGAAUGUUUAUCCUUUAAGAUAGUUUUAUACCUAGCACAGGUUUCCCAUGAGACUAAAAGUCCAACAAUAGUCUGCUGACUCUCAGGCUAUUUGCCCUAAUUGAACUUGUACAACCUAAAACAAUUCUACAUCUAUAAUUAAGAAAGCAAAGUUAUUUACCCCCCCUCUUAAAAGCAAAAGGCAAACACAUUGCCUUCGUUUCUAUUGUUUUGUAUUAGGACUUAAAGAAACAUCAUGAGAAAUAUGGGAGACAAGCUGUGGUAUAUUUUACACUAAUGUAACCUCUUGAUUAAAAAUGAUUUACAGUUCUAUAUCAGCUGUAUUGACAUUUUAACACCAAUGGAAGUGAGAACUUUGUACAGAUUCUCUUUAGAGAAGCAACUGUAAAAUCAGCAUCAGAGUUGAAUGUACUUCAUUUCGACUCCCUUACCUCCUUUGAGUUUUCAGUUACAUUAAAGUUUUCAGUUACAUUAAUUAAGUUUGAGUAACUUUGCAGGGCUCUAUAAAUUAAUGAUCUACAUGAAGUGUAUUAUUAGAGGGAAACUAAUCUUACUGCUAAGCAGUGUGUUGUAUUAUACAGUAAAUGUUUGUGUUUGGGAAUUUAAAAAUUAUUUAAAGUAGUAGUGUCAAUGAAGGGUUUAAAAAUGUCUGGUGACUUGCUUAUUUUAAGUGAUCACCAUUAAGUCAGAAAAAAUGUAUUUUUAAAUGUUUUUUAAAGUGCCUUUUGAGAAUUUUUAAACAAUUGAUUCAAACAACUGCAUAAAAUAAACUACCAUGUUCAAAAA
Molecule: messenger RNA, 5853 nt
Organism: Rattus norvegicus (Norway rat)
Lineage: Eukaryota; Metazoa; Chordata; Mammalia; Rodentia; Muridae
Source: RefSeq, a predicted model, not a curated record